UAUCAUAGAAGCAUGCGUGGUUGUGAUAAAAGAUAGAUAACAAAACAUCAUUCAUCAUAAUCAAAUUAAAGAGUGUACAUCAACAGUUUAGUUUUCAUGGUUUCAGUUCAUUUCCAGAAAUAUAGGAAUUUAUAUUUGUUUGUGGUCAUAAACACUCCAUUUUUUUCUCCUAGUAAUUACUAAAUGAAGUGUUUAUUAAUCCUUUGGUUUUGAUUAGAAAAAUUAGAAUGGAUUCAAAGUUUCAAUGAUUUUGGAUAUGAAGAUGAAGAUGGAAGGAUCUUAUGAAUCAAGAAAUAGAAAUCUUCAAAUAAUUGAAUAUUCUUCACCUUAUGAUGAAUCAUCCUGCAUGAAAUUAUCAUCAUUUUCAUUACCUUGGUUUGAUGUAAGAGUUUUUUAUGUAAGAGUUAGUGGAAUUCAAGUGAAUGAUGAAUCAACAUCGCGAUUUCUAUAUCUUCAUCACGUACCUUUAAGUCCCGAUACACUUUUAGAAAUAAACGGUGUUCGAAGCAACAUGAACAAUGAUGAAGAUUCUUCGAUUCUAAGAAGGGAUAGAAUUGAUAAGAAAUCGGAACAAGUCACUUUUGUGAAUACAGAUAGUAUAAGAUUGAAUGGUAGCGUGAAGUUUGAGAUUUGCGAUAAAGAUCAAUGUAUUCUCUCGUGUGUUCUUGAGAUGAAUAAGAGAUUUUGGAGUAUGAAUUGUGAAACGGAAAUGAAACCGAAUAGUGGUUUUUUCAAAGGAAAACAUGUUUCUGUUCCUGAAUUAGGUUGUCCUGAAAUUGAGGUUUAUGUUGCUGGUUGUUUCUUAGGAACACCUAUAAUCUUAACUAGGACACUGGAGUUCAAUUGUAGGAAGAAGCAGAAUAGGAAAUUGGGUAUGUUGGAUGUGAUUCCGGAAUACGAAACAACUGAGUAUAAGAAAGAUGUUUCUGAUGAUCAUGAUCAUGAUCAUGAUCAUGAUGGACUUGAUUUACAGGGAUCUGAGUACAGAAAGUUCAAAACAGAACAAGAAGAGGAUUACAAUAACAUGUAUUGGCAAAGAACAGGAUAUAUGGAUAUGGAAGAUGGUGGUGAGCUAUCAUGGUUCAAUGCUGGUGUAAGAGUUGGUGUUGGAAUUGGACUUGGCAUCUGUGUAGGAGUUGGCAUAGGAGUCGGUCUUUUGGCGCGUUCUUACCAAACUACUACUCGUAAUUUCAAGAGGAAGUUCAUAUAACCUCUUUUGUAAAAUGGAGUUUAUAGGACGCUGAGUGUGCGAAUAUUGUAAAUCUUAUAGUUCUGAGUUAAAUUUCUAGACAUAAAGAAAAUGGCCACAAGUUAUUUGUGGAAAACUUGAUUGUUCCCUUUUGUUUUGGUUACAAUCUUUCUUUCUUUUUGUUAAUUCUAGUACUUUAUACUUUUACCCUCA
Messenger RNA from Lathyrus oleraceus (garden pea), 1402 nucleotides. RefSeq lists its product as uncharacterized. Gene Ontology annotation, molecular function: phosphoglycerate dehydrogenase activity. NCBI's taxonomy places the organism in Eukaryota, Viridiplantae, Streptophyta, Magnoliopsida, Fabales, Fabaceae. The record is from RefSeq and is a predicted model, not a curated record. The transcript is spliced from 3 exons. The coding region runs from base 245 to 1210 and encodes 321 amino acids.